AUGUUCAGACAAAUCAAGGUUCAUCCUGAUCAUUGGGCUUUUCAACGAAUACUGUGGCAGGAUGCUGACAAGGGCCGUCGCACAUAUGAGUUAACAACGGUGACCUACGGACUAGCUUGUGCUCCUUACCUUUCUCUACGAGUCUUUAUUCAACUAUUACGGGACGAAGGAUCGAAAUAUCCUCUAGCGGUUCCGGUUUUGGAGAAGGGAAGAUAUGUAGACGAUAUCUUUGGUGGAGCGGAUUCGAUCGAAGAGGCUAAGGAAAUCUCUCAGCAAUUGAUAGGGAUUUGCAUGGCGGGCGGCUUUAAAUUACGGAAGUGGAUAAGCAACCAUCCACUGGUGAUCGAUUCUAUCCCGGAGGAUAAUCGAUUGAAGACUACAACUAUCAAUAUUAGUAGUGAUCUUAGCAUUCACACGCUCGGAUUGUGCUGGCAACCAGCUACAGAUUCCUUUCACUUCUCUGUGAAUAUACCUGAAUCUAAAACGCUCACGAAAAGAACAAUAUUAUCGCAUAUUGCGAAGCUAUAUGACCCACUUGGUUUAUUGUCUCCUAUUAUCAUUACCGCCAAGAUCAUUAUUCAGGAGUUAUGGACAUUAAAGACAAAAGUAGCUCCGUUAAAGAAGCUCACCAUUCCUCGCUUGGAGUUGUCUGGAGCUUGUCUAUUGACUAGACUUGUAUCCUAUGUACUCAGAGUUUUUACCUCCUCUAAUGUGCCUAUCGUUCUGUGGACUGAUUCGUCCAUUACAUAUACAUGGAUAAAUAAUCAUCCUUCUCGCUGGAAGGAAUUUGUGCAGAACCGAGUCUCCUUUGUUCAAAAUACUCUUCCUCAAGCAAGGUGGAGAUUCGUACCGGGGACUGAAAAUCCUGCCGAUCUAGCAACCAGAGGACUGACUCCUGUUCAGCUCUCAGAACUGACCACAUGGUGGACAGAUCCACCUUGGCUAUUGCAAUCACCGGAAAAGUGGCCGGUCAUGCCAUCAACCAUCAAGCGACGCGAGAUUCCUGAAGAAAGACCCGCUAAAGCAAACACAGUGAGAAAACGCCUAGAACUGUGGGAGCUGGUAUACAGGUUUCAUGACCUCACCAAGCUUCUUCGUGUCACCGCUUUAUGUCUCCGAGCCGCCUCUCACUUUAAGAGAGAUCCUCAUAUAAAUACGUCACGUAUCGCUACUGUUAAGGAGGUAGAAACAUCCAGGGUUUUCUGGGUCCAGCGUAUCCAGAGAGUCUACUGCCAGUCAGAGAUUGAUACACUAUCUAAGGAAGAAGUCUUACCAAAGAGCAGUGCCUUGUUACGACUUAGUCCAUUCCUGGACGGUCGCGGUCUGCUGCGAGUAGGAGGAAGGUUGCAACAAUCCCUACUUAAUUAUUCAGAGCAACAUCCACUGAUCAUUCCAAAGAAGUCGCCACUGACCGAUUUAUUAAUAGCCGACGCUCAUGCUAAGACACUACACGGUGGUACUCAGAUUACCUUAUCCUACAUAAGGAAAACUUAUUGGAUCGUUGGGGGCCGAGUUCCUGUGAAGACAUUUAUCCUUAGGUGCGUCACAUGCGCACGAUUUCGACAAGAAAGGGCACGACAGUUGAUGGGACAGCUUCCGAUAGAAAGGGUAACUCCUUCUCGACCUUUCACUCACACCGGAAUUGACUACGCCGGCCCUUUUACAGUAAAAACAUGGAAAGGGAAAAACACAGGAACGUAUAAGGCAUACAUUGCGCUCUUCGUAUGCUAUUCAUCAUCUGCUGUCCACCUUGAGCUUGUGACAGACUAUACUGCGGAUACGUUCAUAGCAGCAUUUAAGAGAUUUACCGCACGGCGAGGGAUAUGUACGACGCUCUCGAGCGAUUGCGGUACCAAUCUCAAGGGUGCUAAUUCUGAGCUACGGCGGUUAUUCACUCAGGCCACCAAAGAAUCAGAUAGGUUAGCCAUACUAUUGGCUAAGGAUGGAACUGAGUGGAAGUUUAAUCCACCGGCCGCUCCACACUUUGGAGGUAAAUGGGAGGCAGGAGUCAAAUCGGUGAAAUUUCACCUGAAUAGAGUAGUGGGAAACGCCUUACUCACAUACGAAGAGUUCAUUACUCUAUUGACACAAAUAGAGGCAGUACUCAACUCGAGGCCGCUGUCACCUCUAAGUGAAGACCCUGAAGACCUGGCUCCACUCACACCAGGACACCUGCUGAUGGGCUGUGCACCUACCGUCAUUCCUGAGCCCUCUAUUGAGUUGACUAAGACAUCGCACCUUUCCAGAUGGCAGUUGAUUCGACAGAUGUUAGAGAGUUUCUGGACUAGGUGGUCCAAGGAAUGCCUGCAGAGGUAUUACGCGAGAUACAAGUGGAACAAACCAACUCCAUCUUUGAGAGAAGGCACUCUAGUUUUAGUGGUGGACGAGCGGUAUCCUCCCUCAAAAUGGCCUCUCGGGCGUAUCAUACAGGUGCACCCUGGUAAGGACGGUCUGACACGUGUCGUAACGGUUCGUACUCAGACUUCAACACUGAAGCGACCUGUUACGAAAAUCUGUCCACUCCCAGUUAUACACGAGACGCUUUAA
This is a messenger RNA of Solenopsis invicta (red fire ant), 2547 nucleotides long. RefSeq lists its product as uncharacterized. The record is from RefSeq and is a predicted model, not a curated record. Gene Ontology annotation, biological process: DNA integration. Gene Ontology annotation, molecular function: nucleic acid binding. The coding region runs from base 1 to 2547 and encodes 848 amino acids. NCBI's taxonomy places the organism in Eukaryota, Metazoa, Arthropoda, Insecta, Hymenoptera, Formicidae. The transcript has 2 exons.